Salarias fasciatus (jewelled blenny) is the source of this 2517-nucleotide messenger RNA. RefSeq lists its product as uncharacterized. NCBI's taxonomy places the organism in Eukaryota, Metazoa, Chordata, Actinopteri, Blenniiformes, Blenniidae. The coding region runs from base 27 to 941 and encodes 304 amino acids. The transcript has 12 exons. The record is from RefSeq and is a predicted model, not a curated record.
GUCUAAGUUCUGAGCGACUCCUCAGGAUGGCGCCGCUCCUGCCGCUGCUGCUGCUGCUCGCCGUCAUGAACGCGCCCGGCUGGGCCCAACGGUUCUACGGCGGGACUCUGACCGUCAGCCCGAAGUGGGGGUCUCCGAACGGGACCUAUCAGGUGGAGCUCCGGAACCGACACACCACCCAGUACUGCUACGUCAACCCGUGGGUCUGCCUGUACGGGAACUGCGGCUCCACGCUGCGCUCCACCACCGGGAAGAUCGCCUGGGAAUCCUACGGCCUCAACUGGUGCCUGAAGGAGACGAGCAGCAGCCUCCAGCUGACCGGGAACCUGCCCUUCGCCGUCCGAUUCCCUCGGUACUCCACCUCUUCCUAUGGAAAAUGGGUCUCGAACCCAAGAGGACAUGGGAUCCCCUACAGAAUGAUGGCUCACGUGGACCUGGGAACCCGAUCCGACACCAGAAGACCCAACAGACCUCCCGUCUCCACCAUGCUGCCCAUCGUCAGGGUCACCAGGAACUGCCCUCGGACAUUCAACCUGAAUGUCUUCGACCCCGACGGCGACCGUGUGAGGUGCAGGAUCCCGACCAGCUCCAGCACUUAUGAGUGCAACCUGUGCGGUCCCCAGCAGGACUUCUCUCUGGACGAGGGAUCCUGCUCCCUGACCUACAGCGGCAGCCAUCGCUAUGGAAACCGUCCCAUCGAGCUGGUCGUGGAAGACUUCCCGACUGAACCGAUCAGACUGUCCUAUUCUGAUGGCUCUUACACCAACAAGCAGCCCUUCUCCGCUGCCAGACGUAGACGUCAAGCCUUCGUAACCGAAGUUCCAAGUGCUGGACCAGGUACAACUGGCACCCAGGACCAAAUGAUGGACCAGGUACAACCAGCACCCCAAGUCCAACUGCUGGACCAGGUACAACCAGCACCCCAGGUCCAACUGAGGUGACCAGGUUCUACCAGCACGCUAGGUCCAACCGAUGGACCAGGGUUUUACCAGCUUUCCAACUCCAACUGCUGGACCAGGUUCUACAACCACCCCAGGUACAACUGCUGGACCAGGUUUUACCAGCCUUCCAAUUCCAAACUACUGAACCAGGUACCUCUUCCACAAAUGGUCCCUGCUGCAACUGAAGGUGCAGCCAACACACCUGGUUCAGAUACAGCCAGUCCAGAUACCAAUAACACACACCUACCAGACAACGAGCACGACUCGCCAGACAACGACCACGACUGGUCUUGAGCCCAGCACAGAUACCCAAGACCGCUACAGACCAUCGAUUCCUCCGCUGAGCAAACUCCCUCUGCAGUUCACCGUUUUGGUGGACUAUCACUCGGCACCGUCGUGCCUGGACGGUGAAUAUUUCCCCGUUUCUCCUCACCAACUCGGCUAACGGAGCUCACAUUCCGGCAUUUGUCAACCGCGCCCUGGAAAUCAAAGUGGUAUCGUCGGCGCGGUACUCCACAAUUUAUCGCCUCCUCCUGACCGGGCCAAGAGGCGUUUACCCACAGAGAGUCUCCACGGGAUCCUACAUCAUCAGAUGGACCCCGACUGAAAAUGAGCUCAAUGAUUAUUUCCCCAUCUGCUUCGUUUCUGAGGGAGUGAACAGGUACCGGGUCUACCACUCAGAGAUGCGCUGUGUGACGGUCGAUGUCUCUCAUCAUGAGGCUGUGGUGACCUGCAAACGAGACGUCGAUCAGGGUGGAGGUGGAAAAGACGAGCUCCAUCAGGCAGCAUGAGGACGACCUACACCUGAGAACGCUGGCCAACUCUGCAGAGUGCAGCCUGAAGACACUGUCCAACAACACCCACCUGGUGGCGCUCAUGUCACUGACCUCCUGUGGGGACUUACGUAGAGGAGGAUGAGGAGAACCUCACCUUCAGGAACCAGAUCACAUCCGCUGACCCGAAAGAAAGUCAUCUCCAGGCGCAACGACGUCGAUAUCGCCCAUUUUAUGCGUCUACCCGAAGAGAACCAACCUGACUCUGGGGUUCCGGCACAAGAACCCGUAGCCUUCCAGAGAGAGCGGCUUUGGCAGCUUCACCUUCCAGUUCGAGUUCUUCCCAGAGGCCAGCUCUUCAGACGGCAGGUGGAGGGCAGCAGCUACCCGUGGAGGGUUCCUCAAGCAGAUGGUCUACAUGCAGAUCCAGGCCACCUCGUCCAUCCGAUACCCAGUUGUUCGUGGGAUCCUGCAGGGCCACGCCCUACGACAAACCCGAGUCCCGCGUCAGCUACCACAUCAUAGAGAAUGGGUGUGUGAGGGAUCCAACUGUGCAGGAUCUACCCCGCUUCCGGGUCCGUCUUCAGGUGCGGACAUGGAGGCUUUUGAGUUCAUCGGCGCUCACGAUGAGGUCUACAUCACCUGCUCGGUGAUCCUCUGCGAGCGUGGCGUGCCAAACACCCGCUGCUCUCAGGGAUGCAUCGAACCGGGAAGCGGUCGCAGCAGGAGGGAGGCUCCGGCUCAGACCAGCAAGCCACUUCAUUUCCCAGGGUCCUUUGCGCCUGAGGGCUUCAGACAGCGAG